This is a messenger RNA of Geodia barretti, 321 nucleotides long. Lineage: Eukaryota; Metazoa; Porifera; Demospongiae; Tetractinellida; Geodiidae. The record is from the annotation of a GenBank genome assembly.
AUGCUUGCCAAAAUAAGGGUCAUCCGAAUAGGUGGGAAUCGCAGUCCUUGGGCCAACGCCGUCCUUCGCCUCCUGGCAGUGUUUGCCCUGGUGGCGGCCCUGGCCCUGGCGGGCACGGCCGUCGCCGAGUACCGGGUGCUGCACGCGGUAACCAUGCUGCCCGAGGCGGGGUACGAAAAAGUCCUGUCCCUGGAGUGCCCCGAACUUGCAAUCGGGGAAGAGGACACCGCCGGUGCGUCAACGUCGACAAAAAACGCCGGGAGCUUCGCCAAUCUGAGGCUGGCCGGAUUCUCGUGCGCCAUUCCCCUCACUCCCGACUAG